AAGUUUGCUUAAUUCCCUGGAAUAUAAUUCAGAGCUACAAUUUUGCCAUCAAGUUUAGAUCCUUAAUUGAAAGGUGGUUUACAUAAUAAAAGAUGGAAAGUAAGAAUAUCGCACACCUGCCGAUGAUUUUUGCGAAGAAGGUGAUGUCGGCCUCAGGCGAACCGAAGGGAGCCAUCAUCUUUCGAGUUCCUAAAAGCGUCUGGGACUGGACAGCCAGUGCCAACUAUUUUGAACCAAAGAUCGUCUCCCUCGGCCCCUACCACUACCAUGGAACCUUGGUGAAAGGAUCAAAUGGUCAUACGCCAACAACUUUUUCAGGCGCAUCAUCGGCAAGGACACGAAUUUAGAGCAGCACGUUAUCAAGAGAUUCACGGAUUUAGCGGUGGACAUUUUCGAGAGAUUUAAGAAUUUAGAGUUUAAUUCACGCCGUGCCUACUGGCACGAGAUCGACAUGACUAGCAGUAAGUUCCUGGAGAUGAUGAUGCUUGACUGCGUUUUCAUGACCGAGUUUCUCUUGUUGCAACGAGAGAUCAAGAAUAGGCGCCAUGGAACAGAGAUAGAAGAGUACUACUACCCAUGGAAGUGGGCAACCUCAUUGAUUCUCAACGAUAUGUUGAUUCUCGAAAAUCAGUGCUGAGAUGCUCCAAGCAAUGAGAAUACAAUUUACAAAUAAGACAGAUUGCAGUAGCUUAUUGGACAUUACUUUCGAUGAACGCAAGAGAUCCAUGGGCAUUCCUCAACUCCUCAUCGAGGAUGACAACAUCUCCCUCCUCCAAAACCUCAUCGCUUUCGAGCAGCAAUAUUGCCAUGGGCUUGGUUACUGCGUCUCCGCUUACGUUUGGUUCAUGAACUGCUUGAUAAACACAGACAAAGACGCGGCGGUCCUCCGGAAACAUAAGAUCAUCGUCAGCCGCCUGCACAGUGACGAAGAAGUGGCUCGCAUAUUCAACGAGCUCCGAAAAACGGCUGCCACUGUCGUCGACUUCGACCAUUUCUAUCUUGCAGAGGUAAUGAUCAAUGUGGACAGCUACUGCAGAAACAGUUCUAACAGACUUUGGGCGCUAUGGAAUUUCUCAUGGUUGAGGCAAAACUAUUUCAAGAAUCGAUGGGUGACUAUCGGUGUCACUGCAGUUGUUUUGUUCAACCUUCUCACUCUGGUGAAACUAUAUAUGCUAUUCUCAGUUACGCCAAGCAGUGAAAGUAUAUUGUGAAGAAUAAUGAUGGCGAUUGAUUUUAAUUAAUAAAGGUUUAACGCAUAAAUAAUAUAGGAUUGUUUGGACAACUACUUUGCUCAGAUCACAUAUUAUAUUUAAUAUUAUCAUAUUU
Molecule: messenger RNA, 1326 nt
Organism: Zingiber officinale
Lineage: Eukaryota; Viridiplantae; Streptophyta; Magnoliopsida; Zingiberales; Zingiberaceae
Exons: 2
Coding region: 639-1211 (190 amino acids)
Source: RefSeq, a predicted model, not a curated record